Molecule: messenger RNA, 2981 nt
Organism: Zootermopsis nevadensis
Lineage: Eukaryota; Metazoa; Arthropoda; Insecta; Blattodea; Termopsidae
Molecular function (GO): protein binding
Source: RefSeq, a predicted model, not a curated record
GUCACAUACGAGGUUGUUUCAGAAGGCGUUCGGGAGCAAGGGGAAAGCGGAAAAAAAUGGUUCCGUGCGUGUGUGAGGUUUGCGAUGCUAUUUCGACGAACGUCUCGCUUCCAGGAAAAUGUCUUGAUAUUUGAACUCAGUAGACUCAUAAUCAAUUCAUAAUGACUACAUUAUACCAAGGCAGACAUUUUAAACGUAUUGGAAGCAUUGGCUAUAUUUUUAUAAUUGUGUGUCUUUAUUCAGUAUAUAUUGGUACUGCUUUAGCAUCAAAAUAUUCCCAUCAGCCUGAAAUUUGUAAUCCACCUGAACUGAAUAAUCAGAAUGGCAUUAUAAGGAGUCCAAAUUAUCCAGUGUUAUACCCAAAUCAUACCAGCUGUACAUGGGUCAUAAAUGCUCCUCCAGAAGGUGUAGUAAAAAUAAGCAUGAUAGACUUUGAUAUUGAAGAAGAUGUAAACUGUGGAUUUCCUCCUUGUUGUACACAUACCUGGCUGUCCUUACCAAAGGAUGGAGGAGGGGAUACAAAACAAUAUUGUGGACUGCACAGACCUCCUUCAGUUAUAUCAGUGCCACAAGUCAAGACAAACAUCAAGUUCCACACAUCAAAGGUUGUCAGAGGAGGAAGAGGAUUUAUGCUUAAUUAUACAGUUACAUUAGUAUCGCCAUGCUCUGGUCCAGAUGAAAUCCCAUGCAUGGAUGAAGAGGCACGUUGUUUCAACAAUGUGACUGAACGUUGUAAUGGAGAAAUGGAGUGCAUGUCAGGUUCAGAUGAGAAGGACUGUGUCAAAUGUGGUCCUGGUGAAUAUGCUUGUCGUUCAGAUGAAGGAUGUUAUAAGGUUCAUCAACUCUGUGAUAACAAAGCAGAUUGUAGUGAUUACUCUGAUGAAAUGGCAUGUGAAAAAAGUUGUGAUGGCAAAACUGCAUGUGUCAAUGGUGAUGGAUGUUACACAGCUUCUGAACAUUGCAACUCAGUGCAGAAUUGUGGAGAUAACUCAGAUGAAGCAGACUGUGGUGACAGCAAUGAUGAACAAAGUUGCAUUAAGGUGUCCAUCAUCACAGCAGCUAUCAUAGGUUCACUGAUCUGUGGUUUACUGCUGGUCAUUGCAGUUGGUUGCAUGUGUCGUCUAUAUAGCCUUCGCCUAGCUGUAUCUAACAAUUACAGGAUUCAGCAUGAUGAAGUCAGUCAUGUUUCUAGUGGCCUGAGGUCAGUCCCUCAUCCAGAGGAUUUCUUUCACCGUGAACCACCACCUGCUUACACAGUUACAGUAGGUGAGUGUCAGCAACUACAGCGUGUUACCCCACCAGGUUGUCGGGCAUUUACCUUUGCACCAUCAGAACAUCAUAUUUCAAACAUGCGGCAUCAUCAUAGUAAUAGACGAUCAACUCGGAGAUAUUCAAAUGGGCGAAGAAGAUCACAGAGAAAUUCUAUUGGAAGUAGUGCCUCUCCUACUGGAGCUGAUCUUGUGUUGCCAGGAACAGACCAAUCUAGGCAUAGAUCACCACACUGUCCAGGCUUUCCUCCAUUGCAUAGUUUGGUUUGUACUCCAUCCAUUCCAGUUUCAACUACCUUGGAAACAUCAUUAGCUGCACAGCAUCGAGAAUCCAUGAUUGUUUCUGAUCAUGGUGCAAAUGAAAACAAAUCUAUGAAUUCAAACCAUAAUACUAUACCUACAAGUUCAGCACUUAGUAUGGCAUCCAGAGAAGAAAGAGAUCUUCUCACUCCUGUUGAAUUCUACGACACAUGCCUGGUUGACAUUCAACAAGAACCAGAGGCAAGAGAUGAAGGACGUUAUUCUUCUCCGCUUUUUUCAUCUAGCUCCACCUCAACCUCUGAAUCUCCAAGUAGAGAGAGUGUCACAUCAUCUACAAGUCUACUGUCAUACCUCUCGAGCAAUGAUGAUACUCAGCUGCUUGUAGUGCCACCACAGUAAAAAUAUUUAAUAUCCAGGAUUAAUCUAUUUUGGGUUAUUGUACAACAGCAUUAACAGAUUUGUAUUAUUGCUACUGAAGUAUUUGAAGUGUGAUUUCAAAAAAUUAUAUUUGAAGCACUCUCUUCUUCCUAAAUGUGUUUCAUUUUUAAUUUAACCACUACCUGAUACAGUCUAUCAUCAUGCAUAUCAUCUUUGGCAUUUAAUAAUACUUAGUGAAUAACAACCUGUACAGUAUAUACUGUGAAGAAAAAUUUACACUGCAGAGUAAAUUUUCCUUCCUAAAUGAUCUUAUACAAAACUUAUGUUUUAAUGUGUACUGAUUUCACAAUCUUCAGCUUGUGAAUUUACAAUUCACUAUAAACACUAGAAGUAUAUUAAUGAGGCUGUCAUUGUUCUCAAUGUAGAAUGUUCUCUUAAGCCAUAGAGAUGGCUUCAUUUAACUUGGGUAUUUAUCUGAUUUCUAAAACUGUACUUAGUAGUCACAGGUACUACAGGACUGGAAACAUACCCCUCUUUUUGGUGUCAUGUCAACAUCGCCAUAACUUUCUUCUAUUGAUAAUGUAAACAGCGUAGCACCACAAUGACUCACCCUAGAUAAAAUAUUCCAAUGCUUUGGAUUUGAAACAUUAUUUGCAACUUCUCCCUCUACUUUAUUCCAUAUUUGCCAAGUAAUCCAGUCUUCUUUGCCCCAGAUUUAUGGGACAUUCCAUGUAUCUUUAUAAAAUAUUCCCAAUUUAUUUAGAAUAUCAUAUUUAAUGUGAAGUAUUCUGUAAAAUAAGUUCAGCUUUCAGAACAGUAUGCUGCAUUCUUAUACAUUGAUAUUGAUGUAUUUUCAGAUGUUUUGUAUAUAAUGUUUAAGAGAAGACUCUCAUGUUUUUGCACAAACCUUUGUAUUUAAUAAAUAUUAAAAUGAGGGCUUGCAAAGCAAAAGGAAGUCCCAUAUAUGCAAGAAUGGAUGUAUUAUGUACACUGUAUAAAACCAAAAGCAUAUAUUUGUAGAUAUUGUAAAUGAGGCUGUACAAUACAGAAAUCAGUAAUUUAAGGAUAAGAGAA